This is a messenger RNA of Trichosurus vulpecula (common brushtail), 2911 nucleotides long. RefSeq names its product solute carrier family 11 member 1 (gene SLC11A1). Gene Ontology annotation, biological process: metal ion transport. The transcript is spliced from 15 exons. Lineage: Eukaryota; Metazoa; Chordata; Mammalia; Diprotodontia; Phalangeridae. The record is from RefSeq and is a predicted model, not a curated record. Gene Ontology annotation, cellular component: plasma membrane. Gene Ontology annotation, molecular function: manganese ion transmembrane transporter activity; iron ion transmembrane transporter activity; cadmium ion transmembrane transporter activity. The coding region runs from base 79 to 1728 and encodes 549 amino acids.
CACAGGCACACACCACAUCAGUUGCCCGUAGAGCCAAGGAGUUGGUUGGAUGUGCCUGGGACCCGGAACCUACCUGACAUGGAGAGGACAGUGCCAAUUGCUUUCCCGGUGAAUGAUAACAAGGACCCUAGGCAUUCAAGCUCCCCAUACACACCAGAGCUGCACCAAGAAAUUCCGAAGUCAAACUACUUAAAUGAGAAGAUCCCAAUUCCUGACACAAAACCAGGAAGGUUCAGCUUCCGGAAGUUGUGGGCCUUCACAGGACCAGGAUUCCUCAUGAGCAUAGCUUUUCUGGAUCCUGGAAAUAUUGAAUCUGACCUACAAGCUGGAGCUGCAGCUGGAUUCAAACUGCUGUGGGUACUGUUCUGGGCCACUGUCCUGGGCUUACUAUGUCAACGCCUGGCUGCCCGUCUUGGGGUGGUGACUGGCAAGGACCUGGCAGAGAUCUGCCAUCUAUAUUACCCCAAGGUGCCCCGGGUCCUGCUCUGGCUGAUCAUGGAAAUGGCAAUCAUUGGUUCGGACAUGCAGGAGGUCAUUGGCACAGCCAUCGCCUUCAGCCUGCUCUCUGCCAGGAGGAUUCCCCUCUGGGGCGGUGUUCUCAUCACCAUUGUUGAUUCGCUCUUCUUCCUUUUCCUGGAUAAUUAUGGGCUGCGGAAGUUGGAAGCCUUCUUUGGGUUCCUCAUCACCAUCAUGGCUCUGACCUUUGGCUACGAGUACGUGGUGGUGAAGCCAGACCAAGGGGCAUUGCUCAAGGGACUCUUUCUGCCCUCCUGCUCAGGCUGCGGUCAGCCUGAGCUCCUGCAGGCAGUAGGCAUCGUGGGAGCUAUCAUCAUGCCCCACAACAUCUACUUACACUCUGCUCUGGUCAAGUCCAGAGAGAUUCAUCGUUCCCAAAGACAAGAAAUCCGAGAAGCCAACAUGUAUUUCCUGAUAGAAGCUUCCAUCGCUCUGUUUGUCUCCUUCCUCAUCAACCUGUUUGUCAUGGCAGUCUUUGGCCAAGCCUUCUAUCAACAUGCCAACCAGACUGUGCAUGAUGUAUGUGUCAAUGGGAGUCUCUCUUCUUACACCUCAUUUCUCAAGGAUGACCAGCCUGUGACUGCGGACAUUUACCAGGGGGGCGUGAUUCUUGGCUGCUUCUUCGGCCCUGCUGUCCUCUACAUCUGGGCUGUGGGCAUCCUGGCAGCUGGCCAGAGUUCUACCAUGACAGGCACCUAUGCUGGGCAGUUUGUGAUGGAGGGCUUCCUGAAGCUCCGCUGGUCACGGUUUGCCAGAGUCCUCUUCACCCGCUCCUGUGCAAUCCUCCCCACCAUCCUGGUGGCCAUCUUCAGGGAUGUACAAGACUUGUCUGGUUUGAAUGACUUGCUAAAUGUGCUACAGAGCCUGCUGCUCCCCUUUGCUGUGUUUCCCAUCCUUACCUUCACCAGUAUGCCCGCCAUCAUGCAGGAGUUCACCAAUGGCGUGAUAUGCAAAAUCACCACAUUCCUCAUCAUGGGUCUGGUCUGUACCAUCAAUGCCUACUUUGUAAUCAGUUACCUGGAGGGGCUUCCACAUCCCGGAUACUAUGGGCUGGUGGCUCCACUGGCUGCUGCCUACCUUGUUCUCUUCUUCUACCUGAUGUGGACCUGCUGCAUCGCCCACGGGGCUGCUGUCCUGAUGCAUCGUUCCCACCAGCAGUUCCUUUACGGGCUCCCAAAAGAAGAGAAGGAGGAGGGGAGUCCCACCAGCUGAGCCCCCAUCCCCUGGGGCCAGGGGAGGGCAGGGGGAGGAGGGGGGAGUCCCACCUGCCUAACCGCUGGAAAUCUCGGCUUGCGGCCCCUCACAUUAGGUCAGGGUUAACAGAGGGUCAAGUAGUAAGAGAGGAAAGGGAACGGUCCCAGGUCGGGGGACCCCUUCGCCCUUGAACUUCAGGACACUGAGUGAAAGAGAGGGUAGGGAAGCGAGAAUAAAGUAUUGAUAACGGGAGAGAGGAAGAUUGGAGCGAAAACCAAACCAAGAAUCCCUCAAACUCUAGGAUUACUGGGGUCCUUUACUUCUUGCACACAUCUUAGUAGAGGAAUGGGAUUCAGGGUCGCCCCCUCUCUCCCACCAGCUCUGUACCCAUUUUCCAGGCGGGAACACAGAGUUACGGUUCACGCCCCAGUCGGGAGCCCUUGCCUUCCGGGCUCGGCUCAUUUGUCAUCUCCCCGGGAAAGGCCAGGCGUCCGCAACUCCCACGCCUCGCUCAUUAGAGGCGACCCACAAGUCCCUCACGUCUGCUCCCUCAAGGGGUAGGAAAGUCCCCAACUUGGGGCACCCUCCAAGGGGCCACCGCGAGGUCAGCAGGGUCUCGGAGCGCUCUCAGCUCUGACUGGGGAGAGUGGGUGCUCUCACCUUUCAGUUUACAGAACUUGGGAGGCCCGGGGAAGCCCCAGGGAAUGGCUGGGGCUCCCCCUCCCUCCCCCUACGCUCAGCGCCCGAGAGGCUCUUUAACGACGGUCCCUGAGCCGUUUCAAGGCUCCCCCAGCUCCCUCCUCCCUCUCUGCCUCCCGCCUCCACUCGCAGAAGUCCGGAGAAAGGGCCUGGGGAAUUCAGGCUGGGGGCGCUGCAUUCCAGGGCCCGGGGCUUUCUGGAGAUGGAGGUGCAUGAGGAAUAGGGGCGCUGGGGUGGGCGCCCAUCUCCAAGAACCUCCAAGUCGGGCUGUCCGGACCCGCUUCGGGGCUGGGGCGCUUGUUUUUGAGAAGAAUUUCCUCUUUCUUAAAAGGGCGACGGCUUAGGUGGGGCCCCUAGUGUAGGAGAGAUGGGGCGUGGUGUAGGGAGAGGAGAAGGAAAGGGAAGCGAAGGGUGGGGAGGGGAGCCACCCAAAUAGCCCGGGUGAACUGACCAGCCCCCAUUUCAUCUCCCUUUCCCCUAUAAACCGAUGCCACGCUCCUAA